Danaus plexippus (monarch butterfly) is the source of this 4823-nucleotide messenger RNA. Its product is annotated as myelin transcription factor 1. Gene Ontology annotation, molecular function: DNA-binding transcription factor activity, RNA polymerase II-specific; zinc ion binding; RNA polymerase II cis-regulatory region sequence-specific DNA binding. NCBI's taxonomy places the organism in Eukaryota, Metazoa, Arthropoda, Insecta, Lepidoptera, Nymphalidae. Gene Ontology annotation, cellular component: nucleus. The transcript is spliced from 16 exons. Gene Ontology annotation, biological process: regulation of transcription by RNA polymerase II. The record is from RefSeq and is a predicted model, not a curated record. Bases 1 to 3588 code for a protein of 1195 amino acids.
AUGGCUUCACUAAACUUUAAUUGGACGGUGCAGCACAAUAGUCACACAACGUUGUCGCAAAUUAAUAAAAGACGUUUAGAAUUUGGAGUUGAUAUAGAAACGUUCAGAGUGAACGAUCGAAGACAAGAUCAUAGUGACAGUGAAGCCUCAAUGGACGAAGAAGCAGCGAAACGGCGACGACGACUCCUUACAGAAGAAAGAAGAGAAGAAACAGAUUCGUACUAUAGAAAUUAUAACACACACCGAACUAACAUCCUACGUCACUCCGACGAGGAUGACGAUUCACUUGUUCAAAAAACUCAAAACGCUCUAAAAACUUUAAGUUGCUGGGCACGAGACCACGCUGCUAUUCCUAACGAUCAAAGCGAAGACGCUAACGACUUUGAUAACAUUUUCAACGAUAAACGUUCCGACAAAAUGUUGCCAUCAUCACCAUCUUUGUCUUCAGACAGUGCUGAGAACUCACGCCGAAGCUUCUCUUUGCAUUGUCAAAACGACGAACUAAAUGCUGCCAUGAACGAAGGGAUGGAUCCCAGGGAAAAUACUGAACGGCCACCAAAAAUGGAAAAUGACAACAGUAUGGACAAUUACAAGAUAGACAAAAGUCCUAAUCCCUAUGAUGCUUCUAAUUUCGAUGAAUUGGCGGAUUCUUCAUCAAACGAACUAGAAAUAGACAUGUCAGACAGAAACGAAGACAAAUACGAAGAGGACAGAGAAGCGAAACGUAGGCAGGCUGAAAUAAUCUCUGUUAACAAGCAAUCUCUUUACAACGCUUACAAAGCUGCCACAGCUUCAUUGCCGUAUUCGACCCAAUCCGCCUUCAAGCCACCAGCGGAAGUGAAACACAAGAUCCACGGCUCCAGUUUUCCCAGCGAGCCAUUCGGUGGCUAUUCUAAUGAUCACGAGAAGAGUGCGAUUCAUAAGGGUUCGAAGCAGUACACGGUGCUGCAGCCAGCCGCUGCUGGGUCAAGGGCUGCUACAGCGUUGCAGGAGGCUCGCACUGUACCAUCAGCUCAACCGGCGCGAGACUUGCGACCCAUCAACCCUCUCUCCCCACCAGCCGUCCGAGAAGGCAACAAGUGUCCGACUCCUGGUUGCAAUGGGCAGGGCCACGUUACAGGCCUCUAUACGCAUCAUCGAAGUCUGUCAGGAUGCCCAAGAAAGGACAAAGUCACACCUGAGAUAUUGGCGUUGCACGAGACAAUCUUAAAGUGUCCGACGCCGGGGUGUAACGGACGAGGUCACGUCAGUUCUAACCGCAGCACUCACCGCUCUCUUUCUGGCUGUCCGACGGCCGCUGCACGCAAAGCAGCAGCUCGCUCCCAACGAGGCCGACCACCGGUUCAAUUGCCCGCACCGGCUCCCGUGACUCAAGUGUCAGCCAGCACGUCAGAUAGCCACACUUCAGACGGUUCCCGCGAUCGGGUUCCAGCGGCGUCGCCGCAAACUCCGGCCGUGAAGCGCGAAGCCCCCGAACUGCUGGUGCCGAAGCGUGAGGCCGCCGAGCCCGAGCGCGACUCCCCCGGCAUGGAGACGCGCCACGCCGGCUACGGCGCGCCGCCCGAUCAGCGCUCACCAUACGAACGACCGCCUGACGACCACGUACGGUCAUACAGUCAAAUGAACGAAGCUCGGUACGGAUACGAAGCUAGGUGCUAUGAGGGCGCCCCAGCUUUUGAGAGAUAUGACCCAGCUCAAUGCCCUCAGAGGCCUUACGGUUGGGAAGAAGAACGAUACCAUGACCCUCAUUUGCCAACGCCAAUGAAAACGGACCAAUCAGAACAGGAAACAAAUUCUGGACCUAUAUAUCCUAGACCAAUGUACCAUUACGAAGCUGGCGGUGUAGGCGCCGUGGGCGGGGUGGGCGCUAUGGGCCCAGGCGUUCCCCCCGGCUUCUCCGCUAUCAAUCUCUCAGUGAAGAUAGCCGCAGCUCAGGCUCAACGUCCUCGAAGUCCCACACCCAGGGAUCCUCGUGAUCCACGUCCGGCUAUAGAUCUAUCCACAUCUAGUGGCAGUCCACAGGGUCCAUAUGCGUCACCGGUAUACACGAGCGCCGGUGGUGGCAGUGGGGGCGGUGCACGGGGAAGCCCGCAGCCGGGCGCUUCGCCCCAACUUACGGCAAGUCCCCAAGUUCCCAGUCCACAAGGCCAGACCCUCGACCUUAGUGUGUCCCGUUUACCACAUAGAAGUUUUCCGGGUGGUGUUUCAUACAGUCGAGAAUCAACGCCGGAUAGCGGUGGAAGCCAUCCAUAUCUUGAAGCAUACCAUCGCGACACGGCCGGUUACGGUGGUGUAAGCCCUCACCCGGUAGCCGGAUACGGUCUUGCGCAGCCGGAUUACGCAGCUGCUGCUGCCGCUGCCGGAUACGGUGGCUAUCAGUACCAAUGCGGGGCAUACCCACCCCCGCCCGCGUACCCCCCGCACGCGCCGCCGUAUUCACCACCGUGCUAUAUGCCGCCGCCGCACGCACCGCACGACAAGCCCAAGGAUAGCUAUCACCGCGACGACUUUUACGGGAAACAUGGUUACCGUAUUCGGGAGUCGAAAGAACUGAUCCACUGUCCCGUCCGAAGCUGCGACGGAUCCGGACACGUGUCUGGCAACUUUGCAACUCACCGCAGUCUGUCCGGGUGUCCUCGUGCUGAUCGCUCUCAACUGCAGCCACAUUCUCAAGAACUGAAGUGUCCCACACCAGGUUGCGACGGAUCCGGGCACGUUACCGGGAACUACUCCUCCCAUCGAUCACUAUCAGGUUGCCCCAGGGCUAAUAAACCGAAAAGCAAGCCCAGGGAUGGCCAAGAUUCUGAACCGCUCAGCGCGUCGGGCUGCCCUAUUGCAAAUCGGAACAAAAUGCGGGUUCUAGAAAGCGGCGGCACAGUUGAGCAGCACAAAGCGGCAGUGGCGGCAGCGGCAUCCGCUAUAAAAUUCGAUGGCGUGAACUGUCCUACCCCGGGAUGUGAUGGAUCGGGACAUAUAAACGGUUCGUUUCUAACCCAUCGUUCGCUAUCCGGCUGUCCCGUAGCCGGUGCAACCACACCGACGCCUCAACCAAAGAAACCGAAAUAUCCUGAUGAUAUCACUCCGCUAUACCCCAAGCCCUAUUCAGGUAUGGAUAUUAACAUGCAGACAGGAAACGGCGAAGAUUUAAUGACAUUGGAGCAAGAAAUUACUGAACUCCAGCGUGAAAAUGCAAGAGUGGAAUCACAGAUGAUGCGUCUGAAAUCGGACAUAAACGCGAUGGAGUCACACUUGAGCCAUGGAGAAAGGGAGAAUCAGCUCAUCAUUCAUCGCAACAGCAAUCUGAAUGAAUAUUACGAAAGCCUUCGGAACAAUGUGAUCACGUUGCUGGAGCACGUUAAGAUACCAGGAGGAGGUACGGUGCCCGUAUCAACUGCCCCCGGAACUCCCGGAGCUGCACCCCCGACUGGCCCUGGUGAUAAACCCGCCCACGAUAACUUCGACUCUUAUCUCACCAAGCUGCAGACCCUAUGCUCCCCGGAAGGAUACUGCCCCGAUGAGAAUCGACCGAUCUAUGAGACCGUUAAAAACGCGCUCCAAGACUUCACAGUGCUACCAACGCCGAUAUAAGGCUCAUCCAGCGCCGCCGACAACGAGCGACAGUGAUUAUUUGCCAUCACCGAUUGCGAUUGGCGGAGCUUAUUUCGACUGACAUAUAAAUUUAAUGAGUCUAGAACAAUGUAAUGUUAUGAUAUUUACCAAAGGUGUAUUUUAAGACUGUUGGCAUAAAUGUCAAAACGAAUACAGUGAAUUAUGAAUGUAUCUGUGUACAGUGUGACAGUGCGAUGGAUCCUUCGGACGUUAUGUGUUCUAUUUAGAUACGAUGUCUAUUUUAUAACCGUUGUAUACGAUGUGUGAAUUCUUUAAGACAUCACGUUACCGUUCGUAAAUUCAGCUAGUCAAUAAGAAGGACUUAAAUUUAAAUGAAAAUGAAUUUUAAACAUUGUUAAUCGUAUAUGCUUAAAGUAAGUUAACGUUAGGGAAAGUUUAUACAAUUGUACUAAGGGAUUUUAGCACUACACUGCAUUCAAACGGGAUCUAAAGUGUAAAUAUGUACGUAAUUCAUUAAUGAGACAUUAGGUUAUAGAUAACUGUCUACAGUCGAAAGAGACGGUGUUUAGUGGAAAUUUAAAAAAAGUUUUAUCAAUAAAUGAACUUAAAUAAAAUAUAAGGAUGUUACUCUUUAUUAUGUUCAUACUGGGUAUGUGCCAAAUGCUCUGCAGGGCCACUAGACCGCUGACGUACUAAGACUAUUAUUGGUAUAGAGUAAAACAAAAGAAAAAUCAUUUAGCGAGCUCUAGUCAGUUUGUAAAUAAAUUGUGAAUACAUGAUAGUCACGUCUCAAAGGACGUUCUUAUUUAUAUUAGUAAAUAACGAUCUCAUUAGAUCAAGUAAGUUAAAUAAUUCAGUCAUUAAUUGAUAACCAUUGUAGAGAUAAAUUAAUAAUUUCUCUGUUAGCAAAUGUUCACUUGCUGUGAUUAUGUUACGUGUUACUUAUUUAUUGUUACCUUUGAGGAUGUGAUAGCUCAAAUCAAGGCGGGUUAUUGUUAUUUUGCUAUGUUUUAUUUAACACGCUUUACUCAUGAAUGUGCAAUUAUCGUUUUAUUGUAUUAAGAUAAGCAACAAUUUUGUUAAACUUUCAAACACAAUUUCGCCAAGUUGCAUCAGUACACUGAUCAAUAAUGAUAUUCGCAUAUAUAAAAUCUACAUAAUAAAUAAUAUGUUAUUCUGAUUGUCAUAUACGUUUCUGUAAAAUAUUGAGUAUGUGUUGUUAAAGAGAAUAAAAUAAUAAAUGAUGAAAAUGG